This is a messenger RNA of Micropterus salmoides (largemouth bass), 1831 nucleotides long. It is a transcript of the gene mad2l2, whose product is annotated as mitotic arrest deficient 2 like 2. Gene Ontology annotation, cellular component: zeta DNA polymerase complex. Lineage: Eukaryota; Metazoa; Chordata; Actinopteri; Centrarchiformes; Centrarchidae. The transcript is spliced from 8 exons. The record is from RefSeq and is a predicted model, not a curated record. Bases 121 to 1035 code for a protein of 304 amino acids.
CAGUGGUAUUUUGUGUUCGUAGCAAUUUCAAUUAACCCACAGAAUCUCAAAAAAUUUUGGCCAAGCAACGUCAUCAGUAGUGGACACUCAGUUUGUAAACAACGAGUGACGUCGUAUGUAAUGUGCGACGAAGCUUGGGAACGGAGGAAAAGCCGCGUUUCGGGUCACAUUUUCAGUUUCUUUAAAACCUGCCUCCAUUUCCAUUUAGUCUUCCGUAUAUAUUUGUAUAAACUGAAAUUUUACUUUUCAUUCGCACUGGUUGACAUCUUAAAGCCAGGCAGCAACAAAAGAAGGAUAUCUAACAACCAAAGCCAGCCAGCUAAUGGACGCUUGACAGACUGCCGCUUUACUAACGUAGCGUUAGCUAGCUUGACAUUUAGCUAUUUAUUUUGGGAAAGAAAUAUGACAACUCUAACAAGGCAAGACCUAAAUUUUGGACAAGUGGUUGCUGACAUCCUGUGCGAGUUCCUGGAGGUCGCUAUUCAUCUCAUCCUGUAUGUUCGUGAAGUGUAUCCCUCUGGAAUAUUUCAGAAGAGAAAGAAAUACAACGUGCCUGUGCAGAUGUCAUGUCACCCAGAGCUGAAUCAGUAUAUCCAAGAUACACUUCACUGUGUGAAGCCACUCAUUGAGAAGAAUGAUGCAGAGAAGGUGGCAGUGGUCAUCAUGGACAAAGAGCAUCAUCCAGUAGAGAGAUUUGUGUUUGAGAUUUCCCAACCUCCGCUGCUGUCCAUCAGCUCAGACACAUUACUAUCACAUGUGGAGCAGCUGCUGAGGGCAUUCAUCCUGAAGAUCAGUGUGUGUGAUGCUGUUUUAAAUAAUAACCCACCAGGGUGUUCAUUUACAGUACUAGUACAUACCAGAGAUGCUGCUACACGCAACAUGGAGAAGGUUCAAGUCAUCAAGGAUUUUCCAUGGAUAGUUGCUGAUGAGCAGGAGGUCCAUAUGCAGGAGCCUAGACUCAUCCCACUGAAGACCAUGACAUCUGACAUAGUAAAAAUGCAGCUCUACGUGGAAGAGAGAGCCCAGAAAACGUAGGCCCUCGCUCUGCAGUAAGAAGGGAAUGGUACUGCUGUAUGAGCCAAUCUGUGACGAUUGGCGUCAAAUCAUGGGCGUUGUUUAGAACACAGCCUAUCAGAGCUGGAAGAGUCAGAAAGAGCCAUCAGUUUUUAAACACAUGGGAUCAUCAAGAAAGAGAUGUGGAUUGUGUAUAUGAGGUGUGAACAUUAUCCUGCAUUUAGUGUUAAGGUUUGGACUGACACUGGGCUGACAUUUCAUUAAGAAUCAAAUCUGCUGCGGACUGUCCGCUGUCUGUUUUUUGAUAGCAUGCUAUACAAAUAUGAAUGAAUGUUUUUUAUUUUAUUGUCAUGUACUCUCUUUUAUGGCUUUCAAAGCAGAUCUUUUGUGUAAAAUGAUGAUUGAAAUGUAGUAGUCAUGGAGUACCAUGACAGUUUCCAGAGGAAAUGGAAUAGACCAGUAUAACAAUCAACAAAAUAUCAAUCAGCAGGUUCUAAAAACCACUGCUAUCAGUUUAACUCUUAGCGGAGUUGAAUUUUCACAGCAACAAAUAUUCAAUAUCUGUUUCUCUUUGUGGGGAAAUUGUUUUGCUAAUGCUCCCCUAGAGAGGUUGUCUUUCCACAGGAAAGCCACAAUUUAGGUCAUCUUGCUCCAUUUGAUGGACAGUGUUUUCUCCCACCAUAAUGUCCCACUGAGCCACCACAGUUCUGUGCAUGGUGUCUAUUAUUGGACAGGGAUGCAAUGUAAAUGUUUUGGGUGAGUUCCAAUGGAAUAAAAUGGACCAUGGUCUGAUUUCUUGUGCACAUUUGCAACCAGA